This is a messenger RNA of Styela clava, 2062 nucleotides long. RefSeq lists its product as uncharacterized. NCBI's taxonomy places the organism in Eukaryota, Metazoa, Chordata, Ascidiacea, Stolidobranchia, Styelidae. Gene Ontology annotation, molecular function: S-adenosylmethionine-dependent methyltransferase activity. The record is from RefSeq and is a predicted model, not a curated record.
UCCUAUCCUAUCCUAUCCCUGAGUUAGACCGUAAAUAUAUACUACUACGGCUUGACCAGCGGUAUUAUAAAUUGUAAAAUAAAAAUUUAGACUUAGGAAUCCGUUUUACCGUGUCGGAUUGUAUUUAUAUAAAUUCUACAAAGUCAUCGUGAUAGCUAAAGCAAGCCUGAGGUUGCCGGUACCGUACCGUACUUUCUUCACAACAAAGUGAAUAUAAUCACUUCGCAAUCAAUCGAUCACAAGGCUCGUGAUUCUUUGGUAUUGAUCUGAUGCGUAGUGUGCAAGACAGGCAGAGAUGACUAGUGAGAGUUCAGACUCGUCUGUGGUGAAGUAUUUAGUAGGUGCUGCAUCUCUGUUUGGUGGUGGACUCGCACUUGUUGCAGCAUACAAAUUAUUAAAGAUGAAGAUUGAGAAAACGAAUUCAACGGAGCCAAAAACUGGGAAUGUUUAUGAAUCUGAAAAGCUUCUAAACGAAUAUUUAAUGUUUCAUUAUGGGGGUCCAGAAGUCAAUUGUCUUCAUGAUAUUGGUCCAAGAAAUGGGUUUGAUUUCCCAGUAAGGUGUGCAGAGCUUUGUGUGAAGCAUUAUGACUCAAUGGUUUGUUCUGUUGAGAGAUCUCUUGAUAUAGGAUGUGCAGUUGGUCGUUCAACAUUUGAGCUUGCGAAGUAUUUCAGGGAAUCAAUCGGAAUGGAUUUUAGUUACGGCUUCGCAAAAACAUGUGAAGUAUUAGCGAAAAAUGGUCGUCUCGAGUAUGAAGCUCCUACUGAAGGAGCCCUGACUACUAAGCAUGUUGCAUUGGUUCCAUCUGAUGUGGAUACAUCAAGGUGUUCUUUCAAACAAGGUGAUGCUUGCAAUCUACCUCUGGACAUUGGACAAUUCGGUUGCGUACUUGCAGCAAAUUUAAUAUGUCGAUUACCUGAUCCAAAAAUAUUUUUAUUGCGUCUUAAAAAUUUAGUUGCUCAAGGUGGAAUUUGUGUUAUUUUAAGUCCUUACACUUUUCUCCAUGAAUAUACUCCAAAGAGCAAAUGGCUUGGAGGAUAUAAAGACUCCUCUGGUAAGGACGUGAGAGCAUUCGACACUAUGAAAUCAAUUUUACUACCUGAUUUUGAACUAGUUGUUGCAGAAGAUAUGCCUUUUCUUAUAAGGGAGACAGCAAGAAAACAUCAGUGGACUGUUUCUCAUGCCACGGUAUGGAGGCGCAGAGCAGUUUGAAAUAUCAAUAAAAAAAUUAUAAAAAUGCAACAAUUUUCAUUGAAUUUGCACCAUUUGAAAUAUUACCAUAUAGUUAGUGAGUGUUUGCUUACUUACAAAAUUACUUGAUACAUAGUCAUACAGAAUAUACCUAAUCAAAUAGAUUCUCCUGCAUAAUUAAGUUGAUAACAUGGAUGGGAAGAUUUUUCAGAUUAAAAGUCAAUCAUUGACUGAAUCAUUUGUUAAUUUUUUGCACUGCUGUAGUAAAUAUAUUGCAAAGUUUUCAAUGUAGUUUGUGUGUAACCUAUUUAAACAGGAAAUGAGAGUAGGAAAUGUGCUCUGUUUUAUUUGAUACAUUAAGUAGUUUUUCGUCUUAGGAAGUACUAUAAUUUAUGAGCCUGUUGGCAUAUAUCCUUCCUGUUUGAAUCAAUUUUGUGGCCAAAUUUUUUCAUGUGCACUUUUUGAUAUCAUGUUAUUGCUACUACCUGUCUUUUGUCAUAUUUUUUGUUUUAAAAUUUUUGAUUCUUAAAAUGGUAAAUAUGUAACCAUUCGGUGCUUUGAUGGUGAAGUCCGAAAAAAAUACCUGUUUUUUCUGAAUAUAUGUCUCAGUAAAUUUGGACAUCUGUGCCACCAUCAUCCCAUGAGAGAGCAAAUUUAUCUAUAUUUCUAAGUGACUAUGCUAAGUUAUUAUGUUGCUUCUAGAGGCAUUGUCUCUGUGAUACAGGGAAUGGGGUAAUUCUCUUUAACUGUGCCAAUAAUGUAUCUUUUUACCAAGUAAUUGCAUUGUUUGUGUGUAUUUGUAUUGUAGAUUUUCUAUUUAUGUGGUUCAUAUUUUGUACAGUCUCAGAAUACAUCUGUUCAACCAAGUCUUCA